GGGGUUGCGGAUGCGAUGGUGGAGGGUUUGGGGGUUGACGCACGGCCGCGGCCAAUCCCAGGAUCCUGGAAACGGCGGCUGCGCCCUGCCACACUGCCUCCUCCAACCCCCUCGGCGACCGAGGGGGUUGAUUGGGACGGGAAGAGGGUAACGCGAGAGCCGGUGGCGGGGAGAACUUUGAGGGCAGACGUUUCAAAGCUACCCCAACGGAGAGACACGCCGAGACGCCCCUGCCAUCGGGAGCCCUUCGGUCUCAGCUCGGUUAGAAAUUCGGCUGAAAAGGUGGAGGGCCCGGGGACGCAAGAAGCUAAGGAGUCGGUGAACGGCUCGAGGGCCGAGGUCGGACCGGACGUCGCCUCCAAACUGAGCAGUUUGUUCGCCGGACUUCCUAGUUUGGCGGGUCCCCAACGCCUCGCCAGUUCCCUCAGGCAGAAAUUCGCCAAUAACUCCGGUAAGUUUACGAAUUUUCCCCUUCCUCGUGCACGUCCAUGGAGGCCCUCGUUGACGAUCGUUGACGAAGUUAACGGCGUCCCCGCGCGGCGACCAGUCAUCGUAAUUAAUAAACGAGGGUGCGGACACGCAUCGAACGAUGUUCGGAGGGAUGUCAGUUUACCGAAUGAAUCGUUUCAACGGAAAUAAUUAAUCCGUUCUGUUCUCGACGGUGUUUCCAAAAGUGUCACGCCUGACUAAUUUGCAUCUCGUUUAUUUCAAACACGAUAUAUAUAUGAUACACAGUUUGGAACACUUCGUUUUCUCUCUUAUCAGUUAUUCUAUAAUAAUACAUUUUUAUGACUUUUCGCACUUGGUUUUAUUUUCGAACAAAAUAUAUAUAUACGUAAGAUUCGUUUUGCCAGCGUUGUUUCACGUGUUUUUGUUUCCUUGACCAGCAAGGUUCGUUAAAUAAUUACCACCCCAUUUAUAGAAUAGAGCCAUACCAUCCACCAACUCGACCUUCACCCUCGUUUCGCCGCCGAGACCCCCGUGUUUUUAUCUCUCCGUAACACGAUAGCAGGCAUAUAGGCAGCCUGGGUACAGAUCGUGCUGGCUUGUCGAGGGGGAGCCUCCACCCGGUGUCAUGUUCGCUUCUAUACCCGCCACAAGCGAAGGAAAUCGAGUGCGCGUCGAUGAAAAGCUGCGGAGCGACGAACGAAAUCAUCGAAAGAUAGGAUGAAGAUGACGGACUCUCGUCCACGAUGAAAAGUCGGGUUGGGUUUUGGGAAUUGAACGAGAAUCGGUGAGAAACCGAUCAGGCCGGGUCAGGGCUCCCCUUUCCUUCUCCGAUUUCUCGGGAAAAAGAAAAUUCUCGCUAUUGGCCCACGUGAAACGUUCGAAUCGAAUCAGAAUAAAAA
Apis cerana (Asiatic honeybee) is the source of this 1349-nucleotide messenger RNA. RefSeq lists its product as uncharacterized. NCBI's taxonomy places the organism in Eukaryota, Metazoa, Arthropoda, Insecta, Hymenoptera, Apidae. The record is from RefSeq and is a predicted model, not a curated record.